Verruconis gallopava is the source of this 786-nucleotide messenger RNA. RefSeq lists its product as uncharacterized. NCBI's taxonomy places the organism in Eukaryota, Fungi, Ascomycota, Dothideomycetes, Venturiales, Sympoventuriaceae. The record is from RefSeq and is a predicted model, not a curated record. The transcript has 5 exons. Gene Ontology annotation, cellular component: membrane; cytoplasm. The coding region runs from base 1 to 786 and encodes 261 amino acids.
AUGAUAACUAUGUUUGAGUCGCAACGACGCCGCCUGCUGUGGACUCUGAAUUCGCGUUACAUCUACGGAACAGUGCCACUCCUUCAUACGCUCAUUUUCCUAAUCGAGAUCGCCAUGGUGACGGUGAUAACCAGGAAGUUUAAUUCUUAUUAUGCGGCGAGGCCAGUGUUGACGACGAUGAUCACGAACGCCAUCCUCGGUGGCAUCGCAGACACGACCGCUCAGGGCAUAACGGCGAUACGUCAACGGGCAGUCCGAAAACCUGGCGGCCCCAGCGCUCAAGAAGACUACGUCGCCAUCGAGAUCCACGAACUGGAUCGCAAGAAUCCUCUGGGACCUUCAGAACUCAUCCCUGACUCGCCUAGACUACCGCCUCCCUUCGACUUCGAGCGUCUGGCUCGCUUCAUUGCCUAUCCUUUCCUCAUGACGCCGCUGCAGCACCAGUGGUACUCCUUCCUGUCGCGGACAUUCCCAUUAGUCAAGGGCAAGGGCAUGAGCGUAGCGUUCAAGAGGGUGGCAUUUGAUCAGUUUCUGUUCGCGCCCGUGGGAUUGGCAUGCUUCUUCACUUUCAUGACUUUCGCCGAGGGAGGUGGACGCAGCGCGCUGCUGAAGAAGUUCCAGGACGUGUACGUACCUACUCUGAAGGCCAACUAUGUCGUGUGGCCGGCGGUGCAGAUGUUGAACUUCAGAGUCAUGCCGCUACAAUUCCAGAUUCCAUUCGUGUCUCUUGUUGGAAUCGCGUGGACGGCAUAUCUUUCCCUCACGAAUGCCAGCGAAGAAACCUAA